CGACCUCUCAGCUCUAAAAAAAAGGUUGUUGUUUUUUUUUAAUCCGGGAUAAAAGUUUUUAUACUAGAUGAAAGUUUUAUUCAAGACCUUCUCGAGAACUAAACAACAGGUGUGUCAGCAGUAAGGGAGGGUUGUGUGUCAUCAUCUGUCUCUCACUCCCCAGCCAGAAAAUUACAAUUUUGAGAAGAAAAAUGGGCAGAUUGUUGGUGUACGGCAUUUUGGGAGCAGUGUUUCUGUGGACGAAUUUACUGUGCAGGGCACAGCCAGUGCCUGACAUCAAGUUCAAAGUGGAGGAGCUGCUCUUGACAUUGGAGGAGCUGCAGGUAAAAUGGAAUCACCCUUACCUGGCCCCCGGCCUCUGGGAGGAGAGCGCGGGCCUGUAUCCUAGCGACGUCCGCCUCAACUUCGUCGGCAGGCCGGAAGUGGCCGAACUCCGGCAGUUGAUUUCGGUGUUCGACAACAACAUGUUCGCGACUGCCUGGAUCACCAGCACGUUGCUGGAGGCUUACCUCUACGGCAACACUCCUAGGACCUCGGAUGAGCAGUUGCACCUGGCCAUCGAUGCCAUCGGCCAGUUCCACGACCACAACCACAACUACAACAACUCUCUCAUGUGUUUUUGGCCUCAGGUCUACAACGCCACCACUAGUACCUGGGUUAGCACCCCUGCCAAUCUCCUGGAAUCAUACGAUGUCGUCGUUCGAAUGCCGUGGACUGAAAUCGAUGAAAUUCUGGAGAAACUCGGAUGGCAGGACGUGGAGAAAUUCAUCAACGAGAUAAUCAAAGACAGAGAUGGGUACCUGAGUGUCUUCCACAUUCCGCCAGACUUCGACGACACGUUCGUCAACCUGGGACUGGGAUCUCUUCUCGUGGACCUCAGCCACGACUUCCCUGAGGCACUGGCCCGCUGGCAGCGCGACAACACCAACCUGACGUCACUACUGGACGCCUUGCGUCGUUACGCUUACAGACCGUUCGGCCAGAACCCAGAUCUCAGCUCCAUCGACCCGCGAACCUACUACUACAUUCGGUAUUUCUUAAACGAGGCUCACGCUGCUGGCCAAGACGUGGCCCUGGUUCCAACUUGGGUCCAGUCGAUCGAGGAGGCGAGGCAAAUGCGUGACCGUGGAGUGGUGAUGCCCCUGCAGGUCAACAACGUCGACGCCACUGUGGCCGCCAACACUGUGUACGGGCUGACAGGCGCCAUCUUGUCCGGGCUGCUUCCCUCUUCGGUACUGGAUGACCCUGACAUAAGGCAAAUAUACCAAAAUACCACCACAUUCCUCAUCUUCAUGAUGGAGAACGCACUGUUUGGCCGACCUGACCUGGCUCUGACGUAUUAUCCCUCAGUCUUCGAGUUUUACUGGUUUGUCGCGAGAACUUACAACCGGAUGGAGACUGCUCGCCGAUCCAGACCUCUGCCUGCUGUGAUGGAAGAGUUGCUUCCAAGACUAGAGAGUGCGCUGCAAGGGCCCGUCACUGAUGAAAUUCUCAAAAAAUCACAAGAGUUCGAGGACAUGAUCUACUUCGACGACUUUCUAGGCGACGCUGAUGUUGACUCAAACAACGUUACUCUGGUAAAAGCCGAGGACCGACUGUUCACUACAGCCAUGGCGGGCAAUGUUCUCUUGACUACGUGGACACUCUUCAACGACAGUGACAGGACUCUAAGGUGGAAAAGGGAAACGCCUGGCGGUGUACAGACAGCCGUGGAAAAAAUCGUUCGCUUCCUGUCCCGAUACAUUCUCGAAGUGACCUACAAACCAUGGAAUGCUUUCUUCUCAGCCUCAGUCAAAGGCAAAACUUCGAAGGCCGGCGACUACCCGACCAACUGCGUCGUCCUGCUCAACGGCACUCGCGACUACGUCAUCGACAAACGAGUGAAAGAUGGUCUGGCGUACACGAUGCUGGGUUACGUCAGCGAGUCGGAGUAUGAGGUGAUGGUCAACGACACCGGCAAGACGCCAACGAAGUUCGUCAGCUACAACGACCCCAACGUCUUCUUCCGGUUUUGGUCUUCGCCAUCCUACACCUAUGCUGUGGCCAUGCUUGUACUCGGGCGUUACGACAAGUUACAGACGGAAGGCGACUUGGCUAGCCAUGACUAACAGCCCGGUUACUAUGGUUCCAUGGCUCUAUUCACGACAAUGUCAUAUGAUUAUACAUUAAAAUAAGAGCAUUGGA
This is a messenger RNA of Pomacea canaliculata, 2184 nucleotides long. RefSeq lists its product as uncharacterized. Lineage: Eukaryota; Metazoa; Mollusca; Gastropoda; Architaenioglossa; Ampullariidae. The record is from RefSeq and is a predicted model, not a curated record. The transcript has 9 exons. Bases 192 to 2108 code for a protein of 638 amino acids.